ACACCCGACCUGCCUGCAGUUCACCACAAACAUGACUGAGGCUGUAAAAACCUAUCAGUGGCAGUGCAUUGAGUGCAAAUCCUGCAGCCUUUGUGGGACCUCUGAGAACGAUGACCAGCUGCUCUUCUGUGAUGACUGUGACCGUGGCUAUCACAUGUAUUGCUUGAAUCCUCCAGUCUUUGAACCCCCAGAAGGGAGCUGGAGUUGUCAUUUGUGCCGGGAGCUGCUCAGAGAGAGAGCAUCAGCUUUUGGCUUCCAAGCCUAAGGAGCUCCAGCAGUCAAGAAACACUUUGCUCCUGGUGUUGCCAUACCAGCACACAAUUCCCAUCCAGAACACUAUGACACAACCCACAUCAAAACAAAUGGACACUCAAAUACAGGAAGAGGUAUCUGUGGUAUUCACCGUCACUAAUGCCAUAUCUCCUGAGCUCUACUAGAAGGAUUGUGUACUUUCACAAUGCACCGGAUGAAAUCUCUUCAUUGCUAUGUGUGAUUGCUGCUUGCUGUUGCAGGCUCACGUGCAUUACAGAAGGGGGAGGGUUGUUAUAACGACAUGGAGAAGUCAAUUUUGUGUGGCCUUGUGCUUUCUGUUUAGUCCUCUUUUUAAAGAAGAAGUAAUAAGAUAUCUUCCAAGGAAUUAUUG
This is a messenger RNA of Antrostomus carolinensis (chuck-will's-widow), 643 nucleotides long. Its product is annotated as zinc finger protein DPF3-like. NCBI's taxonomy places the organism in Eukaryota, Metazoa, Chordata, Aves, Caprimulgiformes, Caprimulgidae. Gene Ontology annotation, biological process: nervous system development. The record is from RefSeq and is a predicted model, not a curated record. Gene Ontology annotation, cellular component: nBAF complex. The coding region runs from base 32 to 265 and encodes 77 amino acids. The transcript has 3 exons.